Molecule: messenger RNA, 1146 nt
Organism: Zophobas morio
Lineage: Eukaryota; Metazoa; Arthropoda; Insecta; Coleoptera; Tenebrionidae
Product: facilitated glucose transporter protein 1-like
Exons: 6
Coding region: 1-1146 (381 amino acids)
Biological process (GO): monosaccharide transmembrane transport
Cellular component (GO): membrane
Molecular function (GO): hexose transmembrane transporter activity
Source: RefSeq, a predicted model, not a curated record
AUGUUAAACCUGUCACAGCUGAACAAAAAGCUUUUCUUCGCCAUUUUCUCCUGUUGUCUAGCUGGAGCUUUCCAUCAUGGUUACCACAUGACCGCCUUCAACAUCCCCCACCAGGCCCUAAUAGACUGGACAGUUAAAAUCGAAGCCAACCAAUCGGAAUACCAACACGCUACAUGGUCAAUGACGUCGUCCAUGUUCCCUUUCGGCGCCUUCAUAGGCUCUAUUUUCACCAACUUCAAGUUCGGUCCUAGGAAAGUUCUUUUCCACAUCAGUUUUUUCGCCCUUUUGGGUCAAGCUUUAAUGAACCUGUCGAAGGAGCUGGAUUCUCUGCUAAUAUUAAAUUCGGGACGGUUCAACGUGGGAGUGAGUACUGGGAUAUGUUCUACCGCAUCCGCUUUUUACUUGUGGGACAUCGCACCAACGGAAAACCAAAAAACAGCGAUAGUCUUCUUCCAAUUCUUCGUCAUGAUUUCUGUGGUCACAUCUCAAGUCAUCGGGAUGUUCGUGGGCCGCGUGAGCUGGAUUAUGGCCAUCAUGUUUGCUACCAUACCAUUAACAUUCGGGAUAAUCUGUUUGCAGUUUUGCCCAGAAUCGCCCAAGCACAUCCUGUUUCGUAAACAAGACGAAACCCGUGCCAUGUCGCGGCUGAUAUGGCUCAGGAACAGCACGAAAGUUACCGAAGCUUUUGAAAACAUGAAACAAGAACAGAACGCGUUGGGUUUGGCACCGGAAAUGACUGUAAAGAACAUUUGGAGUAAGAAACUUUUGCUUUGCUUCAUUGUGACGGUCAGCGAACAGCUUUGUGGAGUUAGCGUUUUCAUUUAUUACUCUAGUGAAGUUCUUCACAAUUUUGGAAUGAGGAACGACGAGCCGGAGUACGUUACAAUCGGUAUUGGAUUAUGUAUGACGCUGGGCACCAUUAUAGCUCUUGUAGUUAUUGACAGUUUGGGACCUAAAACUUUAUUGUUAAUUAGUUUAGCUUUGCUGUUUUUUGCAACAACCGCCUUAUCUAUAGUUUUUCAAUUGACGAUAACUAGUGGCGAGGCACCAGAGUGUUGGUUGUUCGUUACGUGUGUUGGGACCGUUUUACUAUAUGGCUUUGCCUACGGUUUAGGGCGUUGGCGACAGCAUUGGUACAACCAAUAA